AUGGAUCUUGCUAUUGGCCAAAUGACUGAAAAUGUGACCAGCACUGUAUCGAAAGGAAAGUUACCCCUAUCAUAUGGCGAUUAUUUUUUACGUACGUAUGCGUAUUUGAUUCUCGGUACAAUACUCAUAAUGAUCAACAUCCCCGUCUUCCUGCUUGUGAUAACUCAUAAAGCACUCAGGAAAUCCUACUUGAUUCUUGCAACUGUAUUCCUCAAUAGUGGAUUUACUGGAAUCAGUUCGAUACUACUUGGAAUAAAACGAUUAAUUGAUACUGCUAAUGGGGAACAGUUUAUCGAUCAUCAUAAAUGUGUGAUUAAUAUACCCAUCUUUCUUUUCACAGCGGAAUUUCUAAGCGGAUGGAGUUUGCUGAUGAACAGCGCGGAAAGACUUUCUGUUGUUGCAUUCCCAAUAUAUUACUAUACUCAUAACAUGCACAUAAAUUACUCAUUAAUUGCUACGCAUUAUGGGAUUACUGUCACUGCGGUAACUACUGCUGUCGUUGCAAGUUUAAUUGAACCAUCUCGACGCAUAUCUAAUUUUUGCCUGCUGAAUAAAGCGUAUUCACCUCGUUACUAUCAAGCGUUAUUACUGCUAUCCUCUUCAGCUUCAAUGCUAAGCGUUAUCCUUAUGGUUGUUGUAGUUGUCAACCUCAGAAGGUAA
Messenger RNA from Loa loa (African eye worm), 660 nucleotides. RefSeq lists its product as hypothetical. The coding region runs from base 1 to 660 and encodes 219 amino acids. The transcript is spliced from 4 exons. Lineage: Eukaryota; Metazoa; Nematoda; Chromadorea; Rhabditida; Onchocercidae. The record is from RefSeq and is a predicted model, not a curated record.